Messenger RNA from Octodon degus (degu), 749 nucleotides. RefSeq names its product heme oxygenase 1 (gene Hmox1). Gene Ontology annotation, biological process: response to oxidative stress; heme oxidation; heme catabolic process. The record is from RefSeq and is a predicted model, not a curated record. Gene Ontology annotation, molecular function: heme oxygenase (decyclizing) activity; heme binding. NCBI's taxonomy places the organism in Eukaryota, Metazoa, Chordata, Mammalia, Rodentia, Octodontidae. The transcript is spliced from 5 exons. The coding region runs from base 78 to 749 and encodes 223 amino acids.
AGCACCACGCUGAGCCCUGACACCAGCAUCACAACUGCCGCCUCCAGCCUACCAAGGUGCCGAGCCCAGAGCCACCAAUGGAGACGGAGAAGGAGGGCCCACAGCCCAGCAGGGUGCCCCAGGACCUGUCUGAGGCCAUCAAGGAGGCCACCAAGGAGGUGCACACUCAGGCGGAGAACACUGAGUUCAUGCGGAACUUUCAGAAGGGUCAAGUGACCCGGGAGGGCUUCAAGCUGGUGAUGGCUUCACUGUACCACAUCUACGAUGCGCUGGAGGAGGAGAUUGAGCGCAGCAAGGACAGCCCAGCCUUCGCCCCUGUCUACUUCCCCGAGGAGCUGCACCGGCGUGCGGCUCUGGAACAGGACAUGGCCUUCUGGUACGGGCCGCGCUGGCGCCUGGCCAUUCCCUGUUCCCCUGCCACAAGUCGUUAUGUGCAGCGGCUCCACGAGGUGGGGCGUGCGGAGCCCGAGCUCCUGGUGGCCCAUGCCUACACUCGCUACCUGGGUGACCUGUCAGGUGGCCAAGUCCUCAAGAAGAUUGCUCAGAAGGCCCUGGGGCUACCCGGCUCUGGGGAGGGCCUGGCCUUCUUCAGUUUCCCCAGCAUCCCCAGCGCCACCACGUUCAAGCAGCUAUACCGCGCCCGCAUGAACUCCCUCGAGAUGACGCCCGAGGUGCGGCACAGGAAGCAGCUGAGGCUCCUCAGCCGGCUCUCAGUGCCCUGGGCCAAGCGGGAGCAGAGGGACAACUGA